GACCAAUCAGCUAGCGACAUCACACUCGUCUUCUCGGGAUCUGAUUGGUCGGUUGUCGUUAUUGCACAGGAAGUACAUGGGUGCGUUUCCGAGGGGAGGGCUGAAAGAAACGACGAACUUCCCUGAAGGCACCGAUCGUGUUUGCACAAACGUAAGAUGGAACUGCGGCCGCUUGUCAUGUGCUUUGCUCUCUGUGUGGUUUAUGCUACCAGCAAACCCACAGAGAAGAAAAACCGCAUUCAUCACGAUGAACCUCUCAGCAACCGGGAACACGAUGAUGCAGAGAACUUUGACUAUGACCAUGAAGCCUUUCUAGGUCAGGAAGAGGCCAAGACUUUUGACCAGCUCACACCAGAGGAGAGCAAGGAGAGGCUUGGCAUGUUGGUUGACCGCAUAGAUGAGAAUAAAGACGGUUUUGUGACUGUUGAGGAGAUGAAGAGGUGGAUCAAGCAUGCACAGAAAAGGUGGAUCUACGAUGAUGUGGAUCGACAGUGGAAGAGCCACGACCUCAACGGGGAUGAAGUGGUGUCCUGGGAAGAAUAUAAGAAUGCCACAUAUGGAUAUAUUCUUGAUGACCCCGACCCUGAUGAUGGCUUCAGCUACAGGGAGAUGAUGGCUCGGGAUGAGAGGAGGUUCAAGAUGGCUGACCAGGACAAUGACAUGAAAGCCACCAAAGACGAGUUUACAGCUUUCCUUCACCCUGAGGAGUACGAUCACAUGAAAGAUAUUGUAGUAUUGGAAACUAUGGAAGACAUUGACAAGAACGGCGAUGGUUUGAUUGACCUGGAUGAAUACAUAGGUGAUAUGUACAACCAGGAUGGAGAUACCACAGAACCUGAGUGGGUAAAGACCGAGAGGGAACAAUUCACUGAAUUCAGAGACAAAAACAAAGAUGGGAAAAUGGACAAGGAUGAGACGAGAGACUGGAUCUUGCCCAGUGACUACGAUCAUGCUGAGGCUGAGGCCAAGCAUCUAGUCUACGAGUCGGAUGUAGACAAAGACGGCCGUCUGACCAAAGCAGAAAUCGUGGAUAAGUACGACCUGUUUGUGGGUAGCCAGGCAACUGAUUUCGGAGAGGCUCUCACUCGACACGAUGAGUUCUAACAUCCAGCUGCCUCCACAGACUUUGUGCUCAUCCUGUGAUCCACCUGAUGGCUCCUUCCACAGUACACAGAGCCUUCAUAUAGGAUGAGCUUGCCUGAACCAACGCCACGGACAAUAAUUUAUUUGAUUUCUUGAAUGUGUCUCAUUAUGCACACACUAACAUUGUAAGAAAGUGUACAUGUUUGGCCAGUGUGUCUUCACAUUCAGUUGCACCUCAGAUUGGGAUAAUUCUUCAGCUUUUGCUCUGCUUCCACCCUCUGCCCUUUUCCUGCCAAAAUCCAACAAAGAGUAAACACUGUGUUUUUUUGUUGUUUCUAAUUAAAGGAAGACUUUGUGAAUGAGUCAAAUUCAGUGACAAAACCUUUGAUUAAAAUAACAAAAAUUAGGCUUGCAGUCUACAGAAGAGUUUGAUGCAACAUCCAUUUUUACAAAGCACUGGACUGUGAAGCGAAAAUUUUAUCUUUGGCUCCUUUCUCCUGUAAUUAGGCCCAAACAGAAAAUGCAUGUUUUCUUGUUCAUUUGUUUGGAACUAAAGAUAGAUUUAAUAAAUUCCAGUGAUAAUGAAGACCUUUUGGCCUAGUGCAAUACAGUAUCAUUAAUGUCACUAUGCUACACUCGUCCCCAGAACAUCCAUGUAAACACAAGCUAGGUGUCCUGCAAGAAAUGUUUUUUUUUUCUCUUUUAUGUUAGAUGAAGGAAUCAAGCUGAAUUUAGAGUCAGCUUUUGCUAGACUGGACCACCUCUUAUGUCGGAGCACAGUAAGCCCCAACGCCGAUGUCUCUGAAGCUGGUCCAGUCUAGGACUAGCCUUAAGGGACUGAUGGAUGAUCUACUCUUGAUGCUGCCUCCUUUUUAUUUUUUCUCACCACCUCACAAGUGAGUGUAUGUGUGUGCAUGUGGAUGUGUGUACAUAUAUUUCCUGUAUUUUUUAAGGCUCAUUUCUUAUUUGUUUUGAGUUCUUCUUGAUUCAGCUGAACUAGUAACGUGUGCCAAGCAAAAGAACUUUUGUCCUAUUUUGUGAGCAGUUUGGGGGGAAAAUAUACUCCUCCCUUUGAACAUAUUACUUUCUGAUAUAUUUGUUAUAUUUGUAUUAUCACUACCACAAUUUAUAACCACUGUUUUAGUGUAAUGUUUUUUUACAGGCUCACUACUGCAAAAAGCCUUUCACUUGGGACUUUACUGUAAAAAAGUUGUUGGUCUGCAAACUGAGCACUCUUAACAAUCAGUUCCAGUUUUGUGAUUGAGAACAAUGUCUCAAUAAAAUUUGAAAAUUA
Molecule: messenger RNA, 2377 nt
Organism: Melanotaenia boesemani (Boeseman's rainbowfish)
Lineage: Eukaryota; Metazoa; Chordata; Actinopteri; Atheriniformes; Melanotaeniidae
Gene: calub
Product: calumenin b
Exons: 7
Coding region: 157-1104 (315 amino acids)
Cellular component (GO): endoplasmic reticulum
Molecular function (GO): calcium ion binding
Source: RefSeq, a predicted model, not a curated record